AUGAAUGAAUGAAUAGAAUCUGCAUUCUAUCAUUAAAUGUCUCAUUUUAGUGAAUCGAGUCUUGAGAAAAAAUUAAAAGACUUAAAUACUACUCAACAAAGCAUUCAAACUCUCUCACUUUGGAUUAUACAUCACAAAAAAUAUGCAAAAUUAGUUGUACAAAUAUGGCAUAGAGAAAUAUACAAUGCCAAAGAUAAAAAAAGAAUCAUAUUACUCUACCUUGCAAAUGACAUAAUUCAGAAUGGUAGGAAAAAAGCCCCAGAUUAUGCAAAAGAAUUUAAAAUUGUUCUUCCAAUUGCUAUAACCACUUUGAUUAAGGAUUUAGAUGAAAACAAUUUGAGCAAAGUUAGAAGAGUUUUACAAAUAUGGCGUGAAAGAAGUAUAUAUGAUAAUGAAUUUAUUGAUCAACUCAAGGAGAUAACUGAAAAUUCCAAAAGCACAAAUAAUGAGCCUAAAAAGGUAAAAUUUACUACAUCCCCUACUAUUAUUAAAGAUGACAAGAUAUUAAAUGAGGCUUAUGAUAUUGAAGACGAUCUUGAUUUUGUUAUGACAGAAUUAGAGGAAAUGCAUGAAACUUCCAAAAAUGAUAAUAUUACCAUUCCACCUGUGGAAGAUAUCAUUAAAAUGCUAAAUGAUCUAGAAAAUGCAGCAUCGAGUGACGCAGUAGUUAGAGAAAAAAUUUCAAAAUUGCCUUCCCGGGUUUCUGAUACUUCCGCUUUGGACAAAAUUCAAGAUAUCUUUGAAAUCGAAACGUUAGAAGCCGAAAUAGAUGGUGCUUUAGACAUGUUAAACGUGUACAACGACAGAUUGUCACAAGAAUUAGACGAGAGAAAAUGGGUUUCUCUAAUUCUAAAGACUUAUUUGGAUCAACAAACAAAAUUAGUCGGUGAAACGGAAGACAAAAUAAAAUUUUACCGAGAUAAACUCAAAAAGGUUAACGCUACCAGACUUGAACUCCAAUUACAUUUGGAUCGACUACCAGAUUUCGAUAUUUUGCCGCCUGGACUAAUAAACUUUACUAAUGAGGACAUUUUUUCGUCCUUAUUCAACAACUCAUCCUUAAAAUUGACUUCUACCUCUCUCUCUACAUCAGACGAAAUUUCCAAGCAUUCAACAAAAUCAUCAAAUUUAAAAUCAAUAGACGAAAUUCAGCAGCACAAAUAUUUUGUUUCACCUACGAUUAGUGAAGACAGUGAUACCGCCUCCCUGGAAAAUUCUCACAAUAGCAAUAAUAUUUUUACGAAUCAACAAAAUUCUUUCAAUAGUCACCUAAACUUGAGUGGUAAAACGUGAGGAGUUAAAUUAAAUGCUCAUAAAAAUUUAUAAACGAGAAGGGAAUGGUAAAUAAGCUAAUUUUUUAGAGAUUAGAUUUUAUUUUUGAAAUGAAUACUUAGUUUAUAGCAUGUUAAUAGUGUAAUAUACGAAUUUAUUAUUUAAAUGCACGUAAAAUUUCCCAAAUUAUAUAUUUUUUGUUAAGAAUUAGA
Messenger RNA from Gordionus sp. m RMFG-2023, 1484 nucleotides. RefSeq names its product regulation of nuclear pre-mRNA domain-containing protein 1B-like. Gene Ontology annotation, biological process: mRNA 3'-end processing. The transcript is spliced from 7 exons. Gene Ontology annotation, molecular function: RNA polymerase II complex binding. The record is from RefSeq and is a predicted model, not a curated record. NCBI's taxonomy places the organism in Eukaryota, Metazoa, Nematomorpha, Gordioida, Chordodea, Parachordodidae. The coding region runs from base 37 to 1293 and encodes 418 amino acids.